AUGAGGAAGGCAACGGUGGAGGCGGCGGUGGUAUGUACAACGGUGGUGUGUGCGGCGUUAGCGAUGUUGGAUGUCUAUGUCCACUUAAAUUCGAGCCAAUUGAAGGAUUUUGGCUGCUUAUUCGAGACAAAUGUGACGUUUAAAAGUCGAAUUGAGGUAAUAAAUUUUGCUAGAGAUAUCGGAAAAAUGCACAAAAUAGGUGUAGCUAUUAUCACUUCAAGGGGAGGUGCAGGCAACGGAUCUAGAGAAGCAUAUGUAUGGUUUGGAUGUGAAAGAUCUUUACCUUAUCGUAGGAAUAUUUAUAGUGUGCAGGUAAAUACCAAGCGUAACACCGGAUCCGAGAGAUGUGAGUGUCCAUUUCGUCUUAAUGGAAAGGAAAUGGUUGGAGGAACUUGGAGAUUGUUUGUAGCCGAUGGAAAUCACAAUCAUGAUUUUCCUGCAUAUAAUGUGGGUCGUUCGAUAAUGAGUAGGUUGACCAAGGAUGAGGAGAAUAAAACAAGGGAGAUGACUUGA
Spinacia oleracea (spinach) is the source of this 513-nucleotide messenger RNA. RefSeq lists its product as uncharacterized. The record is from RefSeq and is a predicted model, not a curated record. The transcript has 2 exons. Bases 1 to 513 code for a protein of 170 amino acids. Lineage: Eukaryota; Viridiplantae; Streptophyta; Magnoliopsida; Caryophyllales; Amaranthaceae.